GUAUUCAAAAACGGUAACUUUCGCGCAGAGCCUCUUCUAAGAAGCAACAAUAGCAACCAUCCAUGCUCUACUUAGUUUACUUAUUCUAAAAACCCUUUUUUUUUUUUUAAAAAGUCAUCCAUUUUGCACCUCAACCUCCUUUGUCUCGCCUCUUGUUCCGUUUUGUCAACGCAAACUGUCACUUCUCUUCAAUCUUCCUCGCUUCCCUUCAAAUCCAACCACAAUCUCUUUGUUUAACCAGUUUUUAAAAUUUCUUUGCAAAACUUGGUCAAUACCCCCUUUUAAAUGCUCUGAGUUUUUGAGUGUCCAAUAAAUCUCAUCUUUCUUUUUCUUCUUCUUCUUCUUCUUCUUCUUCUUCUUCUUCUCUUUUUGUUUUUUUUGUUUUUUUGUUUUUCCACCCCCACCCCCCCACCCCCCCCCACAAAAAAAAAAAAAGCAAAACUUUUUCCCAUCAAAUUCCCAUAUGGAAGGAAACCAAGAAAUUGCAUUGAACCAGAUGAGGAAAUCAGUUCAGAAGCUUGGUUCUUCCACAGAGAAAUAUGGAGACCCAACGCUCUUGAGGUUCUUGAUUGCUAGAUCAAUGGACCCAGAGAAGGCAGGGAAGAUGUUUGUUCAAUGGCAGAAAUGGAGGGCUUCAUUAGUUCCAAAUGGGUUCAUUGCUGAGUCCGAAGUAGUCGACGAACUUGCAUCCAGAAAGAUUUAUUUGCAGGGUUUAUCCAAGAAUGGAUACCCGGUGAUGAUUGUUAAAGCAAGCAAGCAUUUUCCUGCUAAGGACCAACUUCAAUUCAAGAAAUUUGUGGUACACCUUCUGGACAAAACAAUUGCAAGCUCUUUUAAAGGAAGAGAGAUUGGGAAUGAAAAGUUGCUUGGAAUUCUUGAUCUGCAACACAUAACAUAUAAGAACAUUGAUGCACGUGGAUUGAUCACUGGAUUUCAAUUUUUACAGUCAUAUUACCCUGAACGUUUAGCAAAAUGCUAUAUUUUGCACAUGCCACGGUUCUUUGUAAGCGUUUGGAGGAUGGUUUCUUACUUUCUUGAGAAGGCAACACUAGAAAAGAUUGUGAUUGUGACGAACGAGGAUGAAAAUAGAAAUUUCAUACAAGAAGUUGGCGAAGAAAUUUUGCCAGAAGAAUAUGGUGGAAGAGCGAAACUAGUAGCCAUACAAGAUGUUGUAUUGCCGCCCUUGGAUGGUUGAAUCCACAGCAGCCUCAGAAGUUUGGUAAUACAACUUCAACUUCUGAAGAGAUUUGUCUAAACCUUAAUCUUAUAACAUGUAUUAUUCUACAUCCUGGCAAAACCAUCUUAAUCUAAUCCAUGAACUUUGAAAAGUGGUAUACGUUUAUACUUUCUCGGAAUCUAGUUAAGUGAAAUACAAUAAGCCAUUUUAUUUAUUUA
Ziziphus jujuba (common jujube) is the source of this 1395-nucleotide messenger RNA. Its product is annotated as sec14 cytosolic factor. The record is from RefSeq and is a predicted model, not a curated record. The coding region runs from base 464 to 1195 and encodes 243 amino acids. The transcript is spliced from 6 exons. NCBI's taxonomy places the organism in Eukaryota, Viridiplantae, Streptophyta, Magnoliopsida, Rosales, Rhamnaceae.